Messenger RNA from Erinaceus europaeus (western European hedgehog), 2226 nucleotides. It is a transcript of the gene TIFA, whose product is annotated as TRAF interacting protein with forkhead associated domain. Gene Ontology annotation, molecular function: protein binding. The record is from RefSeq and is a predicted model, not a curated record. The transcript has 3 exons. NCBI's taxonomy places the organism in Eukaryota, Metazoa, Chordata, Mammalia, Eulipotyphla, Erinaceidae. Gene Ontology annotation, biological process: canonical NF-kappaB signal transduction. The coding region runs from base 632 to 1180 and encodes 182 amino acids.
GCCCGGGGGGCGGGGCCUCGAAAGAGAGACCAAUGCCUGGGGCGGGGCCUCGGGUGGCAAAGGGGCGGGGCUGGGGGCCUAGAGCGCUGGGGCUUUGGGGGUGCACUGCCUAUGAGGGCACCCGUUGUGCUUCUGGCUCGUCCGCUCCAGUCCCGGCUGGAGAAUCCCGCGCCCGGGAACAGCGGCGGGCCCACUGGCUUAUCCGCGCAGGCAGGCCUCGUGGGAACCGUCUGCAGGCACACGCACCCGCACCCGGCUCCCCCCAAAACCGCGCGCGGGAGUCCCAGACACCGGUCCCCAAAGUAACCGCUGGCCGUGACCUGGUGGUGCGCAGAGCGGUUGCGACAGGCAGGAAGCCCCUUGGCGUGCCCUCCCCCACUCUCCUGCCGGUCUCCGGAGCUCCUACUUCCCUGGGGAAGCAGAGUGACCCGUGGAUGACCGGGACUUUCCCCGGCUUUCAGGCCUAAAGGAGGAAUUCCCCUGAAUCCAGCGGAAGCCCGCUCAGCCCCGGCUGAGCCUCCUGAAACCUCCCUGCUGCUCGCUAGAAGAACCCAGGCUCGCAAGGCCUGGUGUCUGGCAGUGAAUUAACCGUCGAGUGACUGUUGCAGGCAGCUGGGCUGCAGUGCACACCAUGUCCUGUUUUGAAGAUGCUGACACAGAAGAGACCCUGACAUGUCUCCAGAUGACCAUCUACCACCCCAGCCAGCAGCAAGGCGCCGCUGUAUUCCAGGCCAUCCCCUUAAACAACCGGAAGAAGCUCUCCUCCAGUGAAGUGAUAAAAUUCGGCCGCAAUCCCAACAUCUGCCAGUACACCUUCCAGGAUAAGCAGGUCUCCCGCGUGCAGUUCUCGCUGCAGCUCUUCAAGGAGCUGGACAGCUCGGUACUCUCAUUCGAAAUCAAAAACCUGAGCAAAAGGACCAGCCUGCUGGUGGACAACAGGGAGCUGGGCUACCUCAACAAGGUGGACCUGCCCUACAGGUGCAUGGUCAGGUUCGGAGACUACCAGUUCCUGCUGGAGAAGCAGGACGGAGAGUCGCUGGAGUUCUUUGAGACUCAGUUUUUCUUGUCUCCCAGGUCCCUGGUGCAGGAGGUCAAUUGGCCAGUGCCCGAGUUCAGCCGCUUAUCCUCCUGCUCCACCCAGAGCACCUCUCCGAUAGAGAUAGACGAAAAUGAGUUCUGAGUGUGGAAGGUGUGUGUGUGUGUGUGUGUGUGUGUGUGUGUGUGUGUGUGUGUGUGUGUGAGAGAGAGAGAGAGAGAGAGAGAGAGAGAGACAGAGAGAAGGUAGGAUCCAGGGCUUGCUGGACACUUCACAGAUGCCCCUCUCAUUCCCUGAUUUCUAGCAGAGCAGCUGUUGCUGAAUUCAGACCCAGCGUUGGCCUUUUUGAAGUGUGUGAAUGGUUGUUAGUCUUCAGAUAGAAUCAACGUGUGACUAGAUGUGUGAAGACUUUGUAAAUUCUAAACGUACAUCUGUGAGCCUUAAAGCACAAAGAUAUAUAUGUAAAAAAAAAUAGGGAGCCGGGUGGUGGUGCGUGCACUCAGUUAAGCACACAUAUCACCAUGCACAAGGAUGCAGGUUCGACCCCCUGCUCCCCACCUGCAGGGAGAAUGCUUCAUGUGUGAAGCAGCUCUGCAGGUGUCUAUCUUCCUUCCCUUCUCAAUUUCUCUGUCCUGUAUAAUUAAAAAGAUUAUAUAUAGAUACACUAUAUAAAUUAUAUAUGUAAAAUAUAUAAGCUAUAUAUAUAAAGAUAUAUACUAUAUAUAGAUAUAUAUCUAUUUUUGCCUGCCAGGGCUUUUGAUAUCUGCUUAAUUCCACCAUUCCCAGAUGACACUGUGCAUAUGUGUGUGCGCAUGUGUGAAAGAGAGAAUGUCUCUGGCACCUUGCACAUGCAUGAAUCCAGUGCUCCCAGAUUUCCCCCCUGCUUUUUAACAAUUUCAGAUAGAUGAGUAAGAGAAAUCACAACACUGCCUCAUCUCCGUGGAACUCCUCCUCCCCCAGCCUUGAACCCAGAGUUUUGUGUGUGCUCUACUGGCCCCUGAAUAUUCAAAUUUUAUAACAGCACCUAUGCAGACAGCCGAGCCAAAGGUUAAUUCCUCUAGCUACUUUUCUUUGACACUGAUUUUGAAGGACUCUGCUUAGGCUUCUCUGAAUGAUUAACUAUAUGGUAAAUUUAUAAUAAGUGCUUUAAUAUUCCUGAAAAUUUUUCAUUAAAAUGGUUUUAUUAAAUA